Molecule: messenger RNA, 1521 nt
Organism: Raphanus sativus (radish)
Lineage: Eukaryota; Viridiplantae; Streptophyta; Magnoliopsida; Brassicales; Brassicaceae
Product: wax ester synthase/diacylglycerol acyltransferase 7
Exons: 7
Coding region: 43-1521 (492 amino acids)
Biological process (GO): triglyceride biosynthetic process
Cellular component (GO): plasma membrane
Molecular function (GO): long-chain-alcohol O-fatty-acyltransferase activity; diacylglycerol O-acyltransferase activity
Source: RefSeq, a predicted model, not a curated record
UGAAGAUACUGAAGAUACGUAUAAGAGGAGCACACAAGGAGAAUGAACGAGGAGGAGGAGCCGCUCAGCCCUAUGGCACGUAUUUUUCAAUCAUCUGGCACCGAUUACUGCACCGUCAUCACUAUAGGGUUCAAAACAAAGAUUAAUCCUGAUGUAAUUCUUGAUGAUUUGAAGCAAAACGUUUCCAAGCAUCCUCGUCUCUCCAGCAAGCUGGCUGAUGACGGUGCAAGAUGGAUCAAAACAGAAGUCAAUGUAGAAGAUCAUGUAUUCGUACCAGACAUAGACACUGGCGAAAUUGGUGACAAAGGAGACAGAUUCGUAGAGGACUACAUAUCACGACUUACAACGCUUCCUCUCGAUAGAUCAAGACCCUUGUGGGAUAUACACAUCCUCAAUGUCAAAACAUCUGAUGCAGAAGCGGUCGGUAUCAUAAGGUCUCACCAUUCGUUGGGAGAUGGAAUGUCUCGUAUGUCUCUCAUCAUGGCGUGUACUCAUAAAACAUCAGACCCUGAAGCACUUCCUACUAUUCCUAUUCUUAGACGACGUGAAAAUGUGUCAGAUGGCAUUAGAGACACAGGAUGGUUCUUAAGUUCGAUGGUUGCAAUUUAUGCUACAACGAGAUUGAUUUGGAAUACCAUCAUAGAUCUUCUGCUACUCUUGGCUACGGUGUUGUUUUUGAAGGAUACAGAAACGUCUCUAAAAGGUGGCGCAGAAGCCGAUAGAAAUUAUAGGAGAUUUUCUCAUCGAAUUGUUUCUUUGGAUGACAUUAGAAUUAUAAAGGACGCCAUGGACAUGACUAUCAACGAUGUUCUACUUGGAGUUACACAAGCUGCUCUCUCGCGCUAUAUAAACGGAGCACAUGACAAGACGAGUGAGCAUGGUGGAACGUCAACGCCGCUUCUAAAUAAUAUUCCAUGUAAUAUACGAGUUCGUGCAGGUGUUUUGGUAAACUUAAGGUCGAAAUUUGGAAUCCAGCCAUUGGCAGAUAUGAUGGAAAAAGAUUCGAAAUGCAGAUGGGGAAACCAUAUCAACAUAGUUGUGUUACCACUGUCGAUUGGUUUAGAAACCGAUCCAUUGGUCUAUCUAUCGAAAGCUAAAUCCACAAUGGAUCAAAAGAAGAACUCUCUUCAUGCUCCUGUACUUUAUUCGAUUCUGAGCUUCAUUAUUAGUGUGUUUGGUGCAAAGAUAGGAGCAGCAUUGUUCAAACGAGUUUUAUUAAGCACAACGGCAUGCAUUUCAAACGUCAAUGGCCCAACGGAGGAAAUCAGUUUCCAUGGCCAUCCAAUUGCGUACAUAAUUCCUAGUGUCUAUGGACACCCACAAGCAUUGAUGAUCCAUUUACAAAGUUAUGCGGACAAGAUGGCAAUCUCUAUAGCGGUUGACCCGACAAUCAUACCAGAUCCUCACAAGCUCUGUGAUGAAAUGGAGGAGUCUUUGAAAUCUAUGAAAAUCGCUCUUGUAGAAAAAGGACUGCUGAAUGAUGAACAAGUAUCCGUACGGGUGAAUAAUAUGUGUAAUUAA